GUUGGUUGGUGGGUCUCCCCUUGGCUCACGUUUACUUUCAACUUUUUUUUUUUUCUGUUUUUUUCGUUUCCUGCCAUAAGUGUUCACACUUUAUUUCAGUCUUCACGGUCCAUAUUUUUGAUAUAGAAACAAGUCUCAUUUUUUUCAUUAUUCUUCUGGGAAAUACAGUCCAUAUAUCUUUUAGAUAAGGGUUCACUUCACUUGCAUAGUUGCAUUGAAUCAUUCUAAUCUAUCAAUUUUCUUUUAUGCCUCUUGAUACGGUAGUAAAUCUCCUCCAUAAUCCAUAGCCCUGAAAAGAAAAUAAAAAAAGAGCUCCUCCAGUAGCACUGCAAAUAGUUUUGGAUCGAAUUUCUUCAAUCUUACUAAAGAAAACCAAGUGAGCUGCCUGUUCCUAUAGUUACUCCUCUUCUUAAUUCUUGCUGGGAUAAUGGCAGCUGAAGUAUAUGAAUAUGAUGACAAUGACAGGUUCUCAUAUACGAGAAAAGCGGGAAUCGAGGUAUCCCGCGUAUAUGAUGACGGUUACCUGUAUUUGGAGGAGGAUCCAGUGGCAUGGAUUAUAAGCCACCCCGCUGCUGUUGAUCGUCUCUCUGUGCGAAUCUUGGAGUUGAGUUUGUUGCUGAAAGUCGUGGAGAAGAUAACAGACAUGAUAGGGGAGCUGUCUGAGCUCACUCACCUCUAUUUCUAUUACUGUAAAUACCUCAAAUGUGUGCCUGACACCAUCACAAGGCUGUCCAAAUUACAGUUGUUAAAACUGGUAUACUGUGGAGGUAUCAAGUCCCUUCCUAAUAGUCUUGAAAACUUAUCCAACUUGACAACUUUGGAUCUUUAUGAUUGCCCUUCCCUUACAGAAUUGCCUCCAAAUUUGAAUAUUGUACACCUCAUUAUUAAACGUUGCUGCAACAUCAAGGCCCUUCCUAUAGGUUUAAGCAAUCUAGACAGCUUACAUCUCGAACACUGUAGUCAUUGUCUUGCCAAUUUAAAGGACUCGAUCAACCUACGCCACCUCACCCUUUGGAGUUGCGAUUCUCAUUUUCCCGCUGACGUUAUAGAAUUUCCGGCAAAUUUGGAUGAGCUGCUACAAUUAUCUCUUGUCGAUAUCAAGGAUACAAAAGUCAGAUAUCUUCCUUGGAGCAUCACAAAGUUACUCAAUUUGCAGAUUCUAUGUCUCCCCUGGGAUUUUAUACUCGAAACACUGCCAUAUCAUUUGGAUGAUUCCAUCAUCAUUUCUAUAGACGAUUGUCACGUUCGCAAAACUUGGAAAGAACUCAAAACAGAGAUUGGAGUGAAAAAAUUGGGAACAGCAAUGUUUGUACCUUGGAACCCCUCUAUUCUAUCUCCCCCUGGUUACCUCCGGUCAGACAGCAACAAUAGACUACAUAUAUGGCUGCAGAAUAAUGAGCUUCUUCAACCGUUAGUGAAAUUCCUAAAUUUGAAAUUUUCGGAUGAUGAGGUGUUUGGAGAUCUCACAUCGCUGAAAGAGCUCACACAUCUCUAUAUUUCUUGUUCUGUAGACCUCCAGCACCUCCCUGACACACUCACAAAUAUUACCCAUCUAUCUCUUCAUCAUUGUUACACUGAUGAUUCAUUUAAGUCCUUACUCGAUAGCCUGGCAGAGCCAUCAAACUUGGUAUCUUUAGAUCUAAAUGUUAGGGAAACAUACUUGCUAUGGAACAUCCAUCAAUUCGUUAACCUUAAAUGUCUCACUGUAAGAUAUGCCAAAAGCGAGCCAUUAGUAUCUGAUAACUUGGAAAAGCUAUCUAAUUUAAAUUCCUUGGUUCUCUGCGGAUGUGGUGAUGUAUCAUUACCAACACAUUUGAAUCUCGCCAAUCUCAAGCUUGUUGAUUGCGUUGUCAAGAAUGUCAAUUUACUACCUACAAGUCUACAUCGCCUAGAAAUAUUGCAUAGAACAGGAUAUUGUCUUUACGGGGCUUGUCGUAUCGAUACGCCUAUAGCAUGCUUGAAUCAGUUGGUCAACCUAAAGACGCUCUCAAUAACAUGUUACAAGUACACUAGCAACCUACUUCCCAGCAUAGCAGGACUACGCAACUUGAAAGAAUUACAACUUAAGGAUUGUUUCGGCCUCAAAGAAUUACCCCCAGAUUUGGAUGAGCUAGUGGAAUUAUCCAUUCUCAAUAUCAGCGGUACCAGAAUCAAGUCCUUUCCUGAUUGCAUCACAAAGCUACAAAAGUUGAAACAUGUAAUCCUGCCCAAGUGCUUCAGAAAGGAAAAUUUACCCAAUAAUUCAAAAACAAAGUACAUCACUGAUGACACAGAUGAAGAAUACUACAAGCAUAGAGGCUAUUAUAGUAGUGAAUAUGAGACCUCAAAUAUAACCUCUGAUGAAAUUAAUGAGAUCACAGUAGUAGAUUCUGCAGAGAUAGCCGACAAAGUGGUUUCUGAAUAUUCACAGGAAGGCAUCAUUGCUCAGCAGAUAUCACCACACCAACUCCUGAGUAUACCUAAUGCUAAUCAGUUUCUUGGAGAUUAUUGUUUACUUGGUAGAAGCGACACAAUUGGCGAGAGUUCGCAAGAUCAAGAGAUAGAAACUUCAGGACUCAGUUCAGAUACACAUGAAAUGAAUAUAAGCAACCGGAUUUUUGAAACUGAAUAUGGGAUCCCAUCAUUGGAUUGGUACAUUUCUCCUUGUGUCGUGUUAAGAACAGCCAUCAUGCUUCAGAAUCUACACAGAGCAGGAAUAAUCCACAAAGUGAUGAUAAGCAGAGAAAGAGACAGAAGAAGGAGAUUAUUCAUGAGAAAAAUCCAUGUCUAAUGGAUAAAAAUACGACACAGGUGCACCUUGGCAAGGAGCUAAGUGAAUUAUAUCACAAUGGAGGAGAGGAUGCAGUUGAUGGGAUCAAUCACAAUGGAGGAGAGGAUGCAGUUUAUGAGAUCAGUCACAGCGCUUCUUGCGGUUCACCAGACCAAGACAUGGAGAAUAUGCCUGUAGGAAAUGAUAAAGAGUCAACAUCCACCAUAGUUGGCCGAGGGAGAGGUAAGAAAAUAGAGAUUAAAUUGACUAGAGAGGAACUUCAAUCAUACUGGUCCAGAAACAUGACGGUAGAAGAUGUUGCAGAAGAGAUAGGUGUGUCAAGGUCUACAUUUAAACGCUGGUUGAAGGCCUCCGAUAUUAAAUGGCAAUCAAGCAGAAUUUCGAAAAGUCAAUGUGCCAACAACAAGAAAACAAGAAUACCAAUACUGCAUCAUUCUCUGGAAGUAAACCUGCAGAGGUCAAUUGUCAUGAACAUGCACCUGAGUGUUUAAGUGAUGCAAAUGAACGCGUUGUCGUGAACAAUUUAAGCCUUGCUGUGACAAUGGACAUUGUGGAAGAGCCUGGAGUAGCAACGCGAUGCCAUAGCAAUGGUCGUGAACAAGCUUCUGACACUUUGGUGGGUACAAAUCAGGGUACUCGACAAGAGAGCCCAAAUUUAAGCAAAUUAAAGGUGAAAGCCACUUAUAAAAAGGAUGAUUAUAGCAUUGAGUUAUCUUCAACUCCUAGUUUCCAUGAACUGGAGAAAGGAGUGGCUCAGACUAUAAAACUUGAGAUGGGCAAAUUCAAAAUAAAAUACAAGGACGAGGAUAACGAGUGGAUGCGAAUGACCAUUGACUUUCAUGUUAAGCAACUUAUGGAUCUUUCAAGAUCAUCUGGUAAAAAUGUUAUUCGGUUGUCAGUAAUUGAUUUGUGAAUGUAUAAUUGAAUAAAUAGAUUUCUUAUGGUGUUGCCUGUUAUUAUGGAAAUUGUAAAUUACAACACUCUGAAUUAAUUGUGAUGUCUAUGUAAUAGCCUAAUAGGAGGUACUAUAGGCAUUUAUUUACUC
Messenger RNA from Beta vulgaris subsp. vulgaris (sugar beet), 3815 nucleotides. RefSeq names its product disease resistance protein RPP5. The transcript has 5 exons. The coding region runs from base 428 to 2770 and encodes 780 amino acids. The record is from RefSeq and is a predicted model, not a curated record. NCBI's taxonomy places the organism in Eukaryota, Viridiplantae, Streptophyta, Magnoliopsida, Caryophyllales, Amaranthaceae.